CAACUAGGAUAUUUUUGGCAUCUUACGGAUUUGCAUUUGGAACCCAACUAUAUAGUGACCUCUGACCCUGGUAAAGUAUGUCCAUCUGCAGGUAAUCAGCCUGUGAGAAAUCCCGGGAAAUGGGGGCAUUAUCUGUGUGACUCUCCUGGCGUACUCAUUAACUCGUCUAUUCAUGCGAUGAAAACAAUCCUACCAAAUCCAGACUUCAUACUCUGGACUGGAGAUGACACUCCCCAUGUACCCAAUGAACAACUGAGUGAGAAGGCCGUCUUGGAUAUUGUGGAAUGGAUAACAGGUCUAAUCAUUGAAGUGUUUCCAACAACCAAAGUUUAUGCUGCUUUAGGAAAUCAUGAUUACCAUCCUAAAAGUCAACUUCCAGUGCAGAACAAUUCCAUUUAUUAUCGGAUAUCAGAAUUUUGGAGAUCAUGGCUAAAACCAGAAUCAAUAUCUACUUUUCAAAAUGGAGCAUAUUACAGUGAGCAGUUGGUAAGCCCAGGAUCUUCGGGCCGUAUAAUCAUUCUGAACACCAACUUGUAUUAUGAUUCCAACAGUGUAACAGCCAAUAUGAAGGAUCCUGGGGACCAGUUUACUUGGCUAGAAAAUCAGUUAACUGAUGCAGCCCAGAAAGGGGAAAAGGUUUAUAUAGUGGCACAUGUGCCCCCAGGUUAUUUUGAAAAAAAACGUGGAAAACCUUGGUUCAGGGAGAACUUCAACAAGCGUUACGUGGAGAUCAUCCAGAAACACCACAAUGUGAUAAAAGGGCAGUUCUUUGGACAUCAUCACACAGACUCAUUCAGAAUGUUCUACAGCAACUCAGGUGACCCCAUUAGUACCAUGUUUAUUGCUCCUGGAGUAUCUCCAUGGAAGACCACAUUACCAGGUGUUGAGAAUGGAGCCAACAAUCCUGGAAUAAGAGUGUUUGAAUAUGACCGUAACACCCUUAAUAUUCUGGAUAUGGUCACUUAUUACUUGAACCUUACGUAUGCAAAUAAAGAGUCACCUAGGUGGGAGAAGGAAUACCGCCUUACAGAAUCAUUUCAGGUACCAGAUGGAUCUCCACAGUCUAUGCAUGAUGUACUGAAGAAAAUAUCAACUGAUACUUGCUUUCUACAAAAGUACUAUGAGUAUAAUUCAGUCAGCUAUGAUCUAGAAAAUUGUGAUGACUACUGUAAAAUUGAUCAUGUAUGUGCUAUGAGUGAAGUGGACUUUACAAAAUAUGCUACAUGUAUAAAGAAUGGAAAUGUAGCUUUUAAGCCUGCCUAUCAUCUGACUGUGAUGUUGGCUGUGUUGCUUAUGUAUGUUCUGAAUUAUAAAUAG
Molecule: messenger RNA, 1317 nt
Organism: Staurois parvus
Lineage: Eukaryota; Metazoa; Chordata; Amphibia; Anura; Ranidae
Source: the annotation of a GenBank genome assembly